CUCUGACAUAAAUGUCUCAUCGUUUGCGGCCGCUUCUGGCUACGUUAAAAAGCUCUUUAUGUGUUUUUAAGUUUAAUAAAUCGCAUUAUUAAAGUAGAAAUAGUACUUACAUUUAUAUUAGUUUGCAACUAACUAAAACAAUGACCUGGGGAUUUGUCACUUGUGGUCCUAACGAGGCUCUCGUAGUGUCUGGAUGCUGUUACUCGAAGCCUCUGCUGGUGCCGGGGGGCCGCGCGUUUGUGUGGCCCUCCAUCCAGCGCGUGCAGCGGAUAUCGCUCAAUACCAUGACGCUGCAGGUGGAGUCGCCCACCGUCUACACGAGCCAAGGCGUGCCGAUAUCUGUCACGGGAAUUGCGCAGGUUAAAAUACAAGGGCAGAACGCCGAGAUGCUGUUGUCAGCAUGCGAGCAGUUUCUGGGCAAGUCGGAGCAGGAGAUACAACAUAUAGCCCUCGUGACCCUGGAAGGUCACCAGCGUGCUAUUAUGGGCUCCAUGACAGUCGAGGAGAUCUACAAGGACAGAAAAAUGUUCUCCAAAAAGGUUUUUGAAGUGGCUUCAAGUGAUUUAAUCAACAUGGGCAUCACAGUGGUUUCCUACACCCUUAAAGACAUAAGAGACGAAGAGGGCUACUUGAAAGCGCUGGGCAUGGCGCGAACGGCGGAGGUGAAGCGCGACGCGCGCAUCGGCGAGGCGGAGGCGCAGGCCGAGGCCAAGAUCAAGGAAGCCAUGGCCGAGGAGCAGCGCAUGGCCUCGCGCUUUUUAAAUGACACCGAAAUCGCAAAGGCGCAGCGUGACUUCGAACUCAAAAAGGCAGCUUACGACGUUGAAGUUCAAACUAAAAAGGCCGAGGCAGAAAUGGCCUACGAACUACAAGCAGCCAAAACGAAGCAGAGAAUCAAAGAGGAGCAAAUGCAGAUCGCGGUCGUGGAACGUACGCAAGAGAUCGCCGUUCAGAAGUGGGAGGUGCAGAGGCGCGAGAAAGAACUCGAGGCUACCGUCCGCAGGCCCGCCGAAGCGGAGAAGUUCAAGCUGGAGAAACUGGCGGAGGCCCACAGGCUGAAGACCGUGCUGGAGGCCGAGGCCGCCGCGGAGGCCGUCAAAGUUCGGGGAGAGGCCGAAGCAUACGCCAUCAAAGCGAAGGCGGCGGCGGACGCGGAGCAGAUGGCCAAGAAGGCCGAGGCCUGGAAGGAGUACGGAUCCGCCGCGAUGGUUGACAUGAUGCUCGAGACCUUGCCCAAGGUGGCAGCGGAGGUGGCAGCGCCACUGUCGCAGGCGCGGAAGGUGACCAUGGUGUCGUGCGGCGGCGGCGAGGUGGGCGCGGCCAAGCUCACGGGCGAGGUGCUCAGCAUCGUGCAGUGCAUCCCCGAGCUCGUCAAGGGCGUCACUGGCGUCGACAUCUCUAAGGGUGUGCGCGCUAUGUAAAGGCGCAGCGGUCGCCGCACAACAACAACAGGCAGAAGUAGUUUCGGCAAUCUUAAAUGUUUUAUGUAUUCUAUUUGUUUUAUGAUUCUUACCUUGUAUUUUAUUAGUAAUCAAGGAUCAGAGAAUUUAUUGUACCUAAGUGCCACUGCCUUGUUUUAUUAAUAUUUGAGUAACGCAUCGUUUACCGUUUUUAUUUAUAUUAUUACAAUAUAGGUAAUAAGGGCACAUUGCUGACGUGCUCUAAAAAAUUAUAUGUAUUCUUCUAUUCUGGUAUACAAUGUUGUAUUGUUAUCUACAUCUAUGAUGACUGUCUCAUAAAAACUGUAAUAUAAAAUAUAGUUAAUUCAAAAAAUAGUAACUUUGAUCCCAAGUGAGAGACGUAGUUAUAAAUAUAUGUUUAUAUGGUCAGUAUAGGUAAAUGAUCGAUCUGAUAAUUGGGUGUGUGCUCUGGUGUUCUUCGCGAUGUAGGGUGCGUGCGCCGUGAGGUGCGAGACGCGAGUGAGCAGGGGCGGCGGUCCGGGAGAUAUAGAACAGGUUUGCUUCUGGAGGAAGGUCGUCGAGCUGUUUGUCUUAGCGUAACUUUAAAAUGUUUGACCAAUCGCCUAAAUUUUCCCAAAGUAGAAAAUUACAUGAUAAUGAUUGUUAUACAAAAAAACUAAACCUAUAUUUUUUUAUUUAGCUAAAACUGUCGUUAAGGUAUAUCUAAAUAUUUCGUGUUCAACAAAGAGGUUUAGAAGUCCUAGCUGUAAUUUAGUACACUCGUAGUCAUUGAUGUACUUUUUUAAUGUAAUCAAUAUUUUCUACACGGUAAUCGAGAAAGCAAACCUGCUUUCUGCUUGAAUUCAUGUAUGUAUUAUUUUAUGCGUCAACAUAUUACCUGAUUCGGCCUCACCUAGUAUAUUAAAAUUGUAUAUUGUUAUAUAUAAGCAUUAAGCAUCACUUUUGUCAAAUUUAUUUUGCUGUAUUUUUGCGAGAAUUGUACUGUAAAAUUUAAAUCUGUCAUCAGGAAAAACUUUUUAUUAUUUAAUCGUAUAAAUCGAAAAUCACAUUUUAAGGUGCUUCAGUCCAGUACCAUUUCAGCGGAUUAGUAACUAAUCUUGUGAAACUUCUGAUGACAGAUUUAAAUUUAUAGUUAACGAACCUGUAAUUAAUUAAGUAUUUGUUAAGACUGUUACUCUACCCUUACUGGGCAUGUGCGGCAUACGACCACUUGCGCGCUCUCGAGUAACGAGCUUGGAAACCUGAAGGAUAAAGGAAACUAUACAUGUUCGUUGAAGCGCAAGUCUUGUAGAGAUAAACCAUUUUUAAAAUACUCCUCCAGACCAAGUAUACAGACUUUUGUUAUGCUUGUGUGCGUUGCGUCUAUAAGAUACUUUAGAUAUGAGCGUAUAGGUGCUCUGGAGGGAUGUAUAUUUGUAUGUGGAUUAUUUUUAUCAUUACAUUAAUCUAUCUAGUCGGUUACUAAGUUCUGUUACAAGGUUUCCAACUCAUUAAAUAUAAAAUAAAGCUUAAAAUAAAAAAAAAUAGGCACAGUUUGAUAGCUUAUUUUGUAACGAUCAAAACAUGAUAUAAUAAUAUAAAAUUCAGUUGGAGAAUUCAUGGGAAUCCUUGGAAAGCUCCAGAUUACGUAAAGGCGUAAACACGCGGUCAAUUUAUGAAAAUUAUACUUUACAGAAGUGUGUCUAAUGCAAUCUUGCAACUUUGCCAGAAGAUUCGAUUGCUUAUUUUAAUGAGACCUCUAAGUUACCGUAAAUUUUGUGAUGACCGUUUAUUUAUUUACUAGUUUAUACCCUAAGAUAUUCCCCUCCAAACAUUGUAUAUUUUUCAGUUUCGCACGAAAACGUAUAGAUUUAGACAAUUGUGCAGGAGGCAGGCUUGGAAAACUGUGUAAACUAUGUGUUAAAUCAAAGGAACCCACGUAAACUAUAUGUUAAAUUAAAGAUGAAUAAUCAAGCUAUCGAAUUGUGCAAAGCUGAUACAUUCGUAAUAUGAUUAGAAAUAAAUAGCAUGUAAAAACGACACGAACAGGGAGCGUACUUUUGACGGUUUUUUUUACGCCAUUUUUCCGGUGUCUAUAAGGAAUUCUGCAAAACCAGAACAACUAUGUUUAUUAGGUUGUAUUGUAAGCUUAUCAUUAAUAAAUAAGCUUUACAAUUGUAUACACGAAUAAUUAAAAAUCGCUACCUAUUUCUUUUUAUUCCGUGAAAACUCUGGUAACGGAACUUAUUAACCAACUAGGUACGUAUAGAGAGAUCUGAGUAUUUGAAAUCCUCGUAUUGAGAUCUUUUUAGGUAUUAAAAUGUCGCAACUAGAUACCGGUAUCAGGCUUAAGAUAGGUUCACAUGUUAACUUUAUAUAGUUCUUUGUAAAAUAUUUUCUUUAUGAAGAUUUUAUUUACCUCGAAGCCGGUUUUCGAACUUUUUUUGAUGCCGGUGCCAUAUUUUUUGUAUUGUUUUUAAUAUUAAAAAUGUUUUAAAUCUUAAUUAGAUUUUAAGCGUGACAUGAUUCUAAAUAUAUUAAAUGUGGGAUGACUUUGAUGUUGCAUUAUUAGUUCAUGAGUUCGAAAUCGUUUGAAACCAAAGUACCUACAGCACAAAAACUUUGCAUUUAUAUUUUUACUUCAAUACAUAUUAUGUUGUAACAUUUUAUUACUUAACUAUUACCUAUUAAAUGUAAAGCAGACAUCACACUGAUAUGAUCAUGGUAUUAGAUUUUCGCCUUAAGUCUAAUAUUUCAAGUAUAAUAUUUGGUUAUAGGCACAUAUGGAGGUAGAGGACUACAUUUCAUACAUUUUUGUCACUUAGACGGAUACAUUAAUUAACGAAUACAUUUGUCGUAUGUCUGCAAUACCUCACUACAUACGAUGUUCUUUGUUUCAGUGUGAUGUAAUGAAAUAAUGUAUGCUUAAAAUACAGAUAGAAAUAUUUAAAAAUAUUUCAUAAGUAUAUGAUGUGAAGGCACUUUGAGUGGCAAUGGCACAAUAGAGAUCGAGUUGUUUGGUGUGGAUAAAAAUAACAAAAACUAUGUGUAAAGUGGUUUUUAUUCGUGUAUAUUCAUUAAAAAUUGCAGAU
This is a messenger RNA of Cydia splendana, 4492 nucleotides long. RefSeq names its product flotillin-1 (gene Flo1). The transcript is spliced from 10 exons. Gene Ontology annotation, cellular component: flotillin complex; plasma membrane; cytoplasmic vesicle. Gene Ontology annotation, biological process: positive regulation of cell-cell adhesion mediated by cadherin; positive regulation of cell junction assembly; positive regulation of endocytosis. NCBI's taxonomy places the organism in Eukaryota, Metazoa, Arthropoda, Insecta, Lepidoptera, Tortricidae. The coding region runs from base 141 to 1421 and encodes 426 amino acids. The record is from RefSeq and is a predicted model, not a curated record.